GUAGUCUCCCUGCACGCCGUGUUACCGUGUUACUUGUUGAAAAAAUGAGGGUAAAGAAUUAUAACUCUAAUUAGUAUAUAAAAUUAAUAUACUAAAAUAUUAAUUUAUUAAUAAGUUACUGUUUGAAAUAUUGUUUUGUAUCAUUACCACACUUACAGCUCGUGCUACUUGUAAUUUUUUCUUUAUCCACUGAUAAAAAAAAUGAAUUAUAUUCCGACUUCCUGUUUAAUAAUAAGUUUUAAUAAGGCAUAUAAACUCAUUUUAACUGAUUGUUGAUAUUUGAAUCAUUCAUUCAUUGAUUUAGGGAGUUUAGGACUUAUAGAGGGAGUAUGCGGUGAUGCCCCUCCCACCCCUAAAAUUACCACACUUAAGUUAAGUAAAUGACUAAAUAGCAACAGUGAGUCUGAGUGAACUGAGUAACAGAGUAGACUGAGUAGUCAAGCUUUAAGCCUAAGGCUAGGCCAAGGCCUAAGUUAGUUAGGCCGCCUAAGCAGUUACUUGUGGGUAGUAGAGUUAUAGCAGUUAGAGUAGGACAAUGACUUCAAGGAGUAUGACUACUAUAGCUAGCCUAUAUCAUAUUACUAAUUACUAGGCUGUUAGUCAACACAACUUAGUCCUUAGUCAUUGUCACUGUGCCUUCUUAACUGUGCUCAGUGUCAACUGACACUAAUCAGUCAUUAAUAAUGACAAUAGUCACAAUUCAAUGAGGACCAGGACUGAGUUUCAUAAUAAUUCCUCAAGUUCCUCUUCUACAUGGCUUAGUCACUGUGACUCAGUCUGCGGCUGUACUGAACUAUAGGCCUACUCAGUUUUAAUUGACACUAUCAGACUAUCACUACUCACACUUAGUCAUUAUUGACACUAGUGACCAAAUAAAGUAAAACUUCAAUUUAAAUGUAGUAGAGUGUAGAGUAGAGCAACAAAUAAAAUUAUACAUUUUAGAAAUUGUUUUUUUAAAAAUAAAUUUCAAAUGUUGUAGUGGAGAAGAAAAUUAUUAAUAAAGGCUUACAUUAGCGUAAAGUAACAAAUUAUAUUGGCACAAAGUGAGAAAAAAAAAGUCAAAGAUUUAAAAUUCAUACGGGUACGGUAUGAAGAGUUUUUAUAGGCUACAAAAAAAUUUUUAUAUUGCUAUCCUUGAUUUCCAACAUUAUAUUUCAUGAAAAAUGGUUUUUGGGCUGCAAAAUCAAGCGAAAAUGUCUACUCCAGAUAACAGCUAAGUUGCACCAAGUAAAUUGAAACCAUAGAUUGAGUUAGAAUAAUGCCCAAUGGCAAUCACUUCACCAAGCUCAAUAUAUUACAUUGAUACUUCAUCAAAGAUUCUUGUCAUGUUGGGGGCAAUCCAUAUGUAAAAAAAAUGUCCACCCUGUUGCAUCUGUACAUUUGUUUAUCCCCCUCCCCUUUGUACAUAUAAAAUGAGAAUCCAAGCUCCGCACCUAUUUAAAUUUAUACAUAGAAUUAGAAUAUUAUGACAUGCACAGAAAACAAAAAUCGCCAUAAACCAUGUUAAAAAUAAUACCAUUGGUUUUCUCCACUGUCUGUUUGCAUAAUGAAUACAAUCUUUGAUUCAGCCAAACUAAAUAAUUACAUCACAAAUUAAGUCACACACAUGGACUUAAGUUGCCACCAAUGUUCCUUUUAAGCGACACGGCCGCGCAGCUAUCUCACAGACGGCGCGCAGCAGUUUUUAGUACGGCGCAGCAAAUUUCCAUGCAAGUAAGUGGGCAGUAAAAUUUUGCGCACAAAAAAUUGAAGCUGUAAAACUUUGCAUACAAAUGUAUGAUUUUGCACACGAACCAACAAACAUUAGAGGGAACAUUGGUUGCCAUUAGGCUAAAUAUUACAGCUGCUUUAUCUAACGAGUUCAUUUGUGAAAACAUAAAUCAACAGUGUGAUGAUAUAUACAAAACCUUGUGUUGAUAUUUUUGAUAGCUUAAAAAAUAACAAAUCAUGGAUUUAAACGAUUUUUUGGUGAUGGCUUUAUUAGUAAUAUAAAUAGAAUAGGGUAUUUAUGAACCAUCGAAAUUUAAGGAUCAUUAUUGCAUAUUUGUGCCUAAAUGUAUGUGCACAUUCUGAAAAGGACACCCUCCCCAACUCAAACACCAUAAAUUAAUUAUACAAAAUCAACAAUUCCCCCCCCCCCCUCAAAAAAAAUUAUACAUAAUUUAAGUUGACUCCUUAGAUAUUUUCAAGUCUUGCUCAAUAAUUAGUUAGGCAGUUCAUUAUUGUAUUGCUUUAUUAAAAAGCUUCAUUUGUGUUUUGAUUAAAUGUUAUACCUUUAGUUGGAAUUCUAUUCUUUUUACAGUGUAUGACAGAGAGAGGGGUGGGGUGGUAAAGGAUGGUUAAGGAGUUAAGGGGGUGGUGGCAGGAAAAAGUUUGAGAACCAACAGUACAGACGAUAGAUAGGCCUAUAGUAUAAUAUAUCCUAGAUACAGUAUUUUAAUUUAGUCUUCAAUGAUUCAAGAACUUAAUUUUAUCCAUGUACAUUAUAUAGGAUAUCUCAAUCUGAUAAAUAUCAAAUGAAAAAUAUAUAUAGUCGAGCUAAUAAUAUAGGCCUAAAUGUAACAUUAUUGAUUAAAUAAGAGUUAGAAUAUAACUUAUGUCAUUCAGUUAUCCUUCCCCCAGGCUAGUCUGGUAAUUGUUGAAUAAAAUCUUAAAUAAAGAAUGUAGUCCUAAUCAAACAAGGUUUUCUAACAUUGAUUUUAAUUUAUUUUUUUGCAACAGAGCUAUUUAAAUACACUAAAGCACCUUAUUUAACAAGAACAUAUAAAAAAAAACAAGCAAAAAAACAUUUGAAUUUCAAUGUUAGUUUAUCAUUUUAAAACUCCAGGGAUAAUGUUUCUUUAUUCAAUAUAAUUUACUGUGCAUUCAAAUGUUGAUGUCUCUACUUUUUAUUUCAAUUUAAAGGCCCAGCAAUAUUCUACUUCACUACCAAGGUAACUACCAAGUAAUCUGAACUCUUUGAUAUUAAAAAAAUGUCUUAUAAUGACAAAAGUUGGAAUCAACAGAAUGAGCAUGGUGUUAGUGGACAACAUUACCAUACUAAAAGAUCUUCUUCUACUGAUGGUGCUUACAGGCCAACUAAUAUUCAUUCAUUGACUCAGAAUGGCCCACCACCGCAUCAGAGAUUCCAGCAGCAGCCACGAAAUUUUUGUCACCCACCAGUUUUCGAAAAUGCUCCAGGAACAAACUUUGGUUUCUCUGGUUUCAAUCAAAGGCCAAGGUUUCCAUAUCCUUUGAAUUUGACACCACCACAACCCUUCCCAAACAUGCCACCUGGUCAUAGGCUCAACAUGCAACCUGUGAAUCAAUUAGGUCAAAGUCAGGUCAUCUCAACUCCUCCCCACCCUUCAGUGAUUCAAAAUAGCCAUCUGGAAUCAAACAUCAAUUUAAACUACACUGUACCUCCUCCAAAUUUGAUUCACCAGUCUUCAGUCCUCCCCAUUUCCCAACAGGGAUAUGGCCAAAAUUUCCACAAUCCUCCAUUUGUUAUUCCAACCAAUAACUCACACUCAUUUAUCAAGCAAAAUGUUAAUCAACAUAUGGAAUCAAAAGCUGCCAGUGAGAAAAACAUACCAGUACAAAGUAAAAUUGAACCCCAGCACAUUGGAACACAAAAGCUGCAGACUUGGUUACAGAAGGUGGGCAAAUUAAAAAAAUCAAAGACAACUGUAUCUAAGGAGGAAAAAAGUGAACCAAAUGUAAGUUAAGAUUGUAAAAAGUUCAUUUGCUUAUUUAUCUAUUUGAACAUAAUUUCCUUUUGUCUCUAUACAUGGGUAAAUAAUUGUGUCUCAACAUAAUUAAAAUUAUAAUUAUAAGCGAUUAAUAUGUUGUAAAAAUCAGAAUCUAUCAUUUUAGACAUUUUGGUCUUCAAUAAACCAACUCAGAGAAUUAGCACAUCUAUUGACAACUAUGUCAACCCAAGUGUAUUCUAUGGCUGAAUCUUGUUCAUCUCUUAAUAAUUCAUCUUGGGAGAAGAAGAGGACAGACUUUGAACAAUUGAAGGUAGUUAAUUAUUAGUUAAUGAUAAAUGAUAUUUAAAAGUUUUGACUCCAAUCAACUUAGAGUCACAUUUGAUUUUUCUAUGGUUUUAGCUUUUUUUUAAAAUUGAUACAAGUUAACAAAUACAAACAAAUUUAAUUUUUAAGUGACUAUCGUUUUAUUAAGAGCCAUACUAAUUGAUCAAUUUAAAAUAAAUUGUCUUGUGAAUUUUUAUUCUGCACAGUUCUUCAGAUUUAUUAUUUACUUUCUAAAUACAGUUGAAAUAUUGUAGUUCUGCAACAGUUCUGGAAGAACAUUCAUUGUUUAACAUUUGCAAGAAGUUGACUCAAAUAAAAAAGAAAAGGGUAUGUUUGCAAAAAUAUGUUUUCAUUUUUACUUCUUUUUUUAAAAAUGAGAAUAACCCUGUUUCUUAUUAUAGGUCUAACUUCUUUUUUCACUACUUAAUUUUCAUAUCUGCUAUUUAUGGCAAUGCAUUUACUGAAGAUACAAAUAGAAUACAGAUGCUUCAACUCAUUUUACUUUUAAAUAUAGCGAUAUGGAAUAUAACCAGUAAGUGAAUGUUAUAAACUUUUCUUUUCAGUAAGUAUUGCAAGUUAUCACCUCUACCUGUUUCUUGCAUAAAAUAACUUGGUGUACAUGGAUGGUGACAUCAACAUAUCCUUUCAUAUGAAUUUAAAAAACAACCUUUUUUGUAUCCUUAAACUAUCUUCUUGUACAAAGAUUCUAUUAAAUUAUGUAAAUUUUAAGGGCUUAUUUUUAAAACAACAGAACAAUAAUGAGAAUUUACUGAAGCAUUUAUUGUAGAAAUUAAUAAUUCUUUCAAAAUUUUGUUUUAUGUACUAACAUUCGCUUGUUCCCUUUUCUUUCUUUAGCCUAAACCACUUUUUAAUUAAUGUUUAAAAUGUAUUAUAAAUUAUUGUAAAAUUAUUUGCAAUAAUUGCAAUAUUGUCAUCUUUUGUCUGAAGCUUUUUAGAAACACUUGGCAUUAAGUGUAAACAUGAUAUGUGGUUUCAGUCAAAUACGAUGAAUGAAUACAAAAGCUUAAAGCUGGAUUUUAUAAUUGUAUACGGAGAUUUUUUUAUAUGUAGAGAUAAAUGUGCAAAGCUUUGAACACUAUAAUUUGUUUCAUAACUUUUUUGAACAAUAACACAAAUAUUAUUGUAAAUUCUUUCAUUCAGAAAAGGUUGAACAAAGCAGGGUGCCAAAAAUUUGAAAGUUGUAGAAGCAAAGUACAAGAACGGGAAGAAAAAAGUCACCAGAUUGACAAAUGGCAGGAGAGAAUUCAAGUGGAAAUUAGAGAGGAAAACUUGGUAUUCUUCUUUCGUGAUAAUUUUUACUUUCCUUCUCCUUCAAUUUUGUUUAUGAGUAAUUUAAAAAUGUUCUUAAUAUCUCUGAAGUUUUAGUUACAUUAAAUGUUAUGAUUUCCAGUUGUUCAUGUCCACCAUUUUUUUUUUUAAAGUGAUUAAUUUAUCAAGCAAAUCUUUUAUCAGAGGAAAGCAAGGAAAGAGGCUGCUGAUCAGACUUUAAGCAAAGUAACAAGAGAAAUCCAUGAUGCCAGCCGUCUGAUUGAAACUAUGCUUGCCCUUCAGAAACUGCGCCUUGUAAGAAGAGAUGCUGCUCAGAAAAGAGGUGAAAAAGAAGACACACACACACAUAUAUAUAUAUAUUUAUAUAUAUAUAUAUAUAUAAAUGCUUUUAAAGCCAUCAAAAUAUGAAAAUAAAAUGACAAUGGAAGCUCAGUAUUAUAUAAAAAUGAGAUGUGAUGACUGUAGCUUUAACAUAAUAAAGCAAUUUACCCAAAUCUUUCAAAAUGAUCAUAAAGCAAAUAAUCCUGAUAACUGCUGACAUAAAAUGCAUGUGAUUAUAUCUGUACCUUUUUAUUAAAAGGAAAUUUUUAAAAAAGGCAUGAUUUUUCCUUUUGCAGGUGACAUUGAACUUGGUGAAUCUAGACAAGUAUUUGAAGAAAAAAUUGCUGACAUGAUGAGACUGGUUCAGUCUCAAUUGGAUUGCUACAAGGAAGAAGAGGCCAAGCUCAAGGUGAGCAUGUUUUAUAUGUGAAGUGAAAUACUGAAGCUCAAAAGAAAUUUUUCAUGUACCUGUAAGUAAAAAACCCAUCAUAUUCCCAAAUUAAGUUAUAACAUUAGUACCACUCUACUCAAAUUGUGUUACCUAAAAUUUCCUUUAUUCUUUAUUUCAGCAAGUCAUUCAAUCAGAGCAGGAAGAAAAGAGCAAGAAAGAGAGAUUAGUUCAAGAAGAAAAAGAUAAACAAAAGCAGCAGGCAGAGGAUGAAGAAUAUAAAAUUUUAUUGUUUGGUUUUCAAGGUUAGAUAUUAACUACAGUUUUUAAAGUUUUACAAAAAUUUUUAUAAAAUUCGGAUCAUUAAAAACAUUAAUCUUCUAAUAUACUUUGAAAGAGUAUUUAAAUAAAGCCUAGUCAGGGUAACUAGUAAUUAAAAUAUUUUGAAGACUCGCUGAAAACAUCUUUGAAAGCAUUUAACAUUGACCAAGGCGUUUUGGGACAGUUCUCAAAGGUUCCAUACUCGUGGUGCUCCUCCCUACUCAAGGGCCCAAUGCAACAUAAGGCCUACAGAAAAGCUACUGCGGAACACAAAUGACAAGCCAGAAAAACCCAAUUUAACUCUUUACCUGGAGUUGAACUAUCCAUCCCCUGCACCUUCGGCACCAGAAUUUGUUUAUGCCAGAAUCAGCCUGAUCAGCCAUCUUCACACCCACUCACAGAUUCAGCCCCAGCAAGAAGCCCAUGUUUAAAAUGGUCAUUAUUAAUUUUCAACUGAUGACCUACCAUGUAAUUGAACUUUGAAGCAGUAUCAAUUUUUUAAAUAAUAAAUGCUAUUUUUGCUCUGCAGAAGAAGUCUCAACUGCAGAUCCAAUAUUUCCUUAUGCUGAGUAUUAUAAACAAGCUGAGGCCAGUCUUCAAGCUUUUGUGCAAAUUAGGUAAGCAUGAAACAUUGAUGAAUCUGCAGAUACAGUUUAAUACUAUAUGCCUAAGUUAUUUAUCUAUCUGCAUUGUGCAGUGCACUUGCAUUGUGCAAUCGACUUGCCUUUAUAUAACAUAUGGGCUUUGGUCUGGAAAAGUUUUACAAAUAAUAACACCACAGUAAGCUUGGGAAAUGAACUAGUUCUCUCUAAAAAAUUACCCUAGUUACAAAAUUUGAAAACCUCAUUAAAACACAUUAAAAAUUAUAAUUAAUAAUUUUACCAGUUGAUUAAUUUAUAACAACUUCCAAAAAUUAAAUUAAUUUGAACAAGACUCUUGAUUAGAAACAUUUUAAAGGUUAAUUCUAAAAUCUUCGAGCAGCAUUUUAAAAUAUUUUCCCAUUUUUUUCCAGGCAUGAAUGGGACACAUUUUUAGUUCCAGCAAAUACUCCAGCUGCUAGUCCUAUACCUGCAUCAUGGGUCAUACCAGAUCCUCCCAGUAGUUUGACAUGGGCCCUUGCACUUAAAUAAAUGUUUGCCUAAGUUCUUAUGUUUGUGUACCAUUUACAUUUAA
This is a messenger RNA of Lymnaea stagnalis (great pond snail), 7509 nucleotides long. The record is from the annotation of a GenBank genome assembly. Lineage: Eukaryota; Metazoa; Mollusca; Gastropoda; Lymnaeidae.